Molecule: messenger RNA, 860 nt
Organism: Poecilia latipinna (sailfin molly)
Lineage: Eukaryota; Metazoa; Chordata; Actinopteri; Cyprinodontiformes; Poeciliidae
Gene: rbp4
Product: retinol binding protein 4, plasma
Exons: 6
Coding region: 109-708 (199 amino acids)
Biological process (GO): retinol transport
Molecular function (GO): retinol transmembrane transporter activity; retinol binding
Source: RefSeq, a predicted model, not a curated record
GCAGGACCCCAGAAUGUUAUUAUGCAAUAGCAGGCAGCUGUAUAUAAAGUCAGGAGGACGUCGGAGAGUGGACUUUAUGCGAGACAGCCACUUCUUUUUGCACCAAGCAUGCUGAGGUUCGUUGUGGCUCUCUGCCUCCUGGCGCUGUCCUGGGCGCAGGAUUGCAAGGUGGAGAACUUCCAGGUCAAGCAGGACUUUGACAAAACCAGGUAUGCAGGGACCUGGUAUGCUGUAGGAAAGAAGGACCCCGAGGGUUUGUUCUUACUCGACAACGUUGUGGCCCAGUUUAACAUCGAAGACGACGGCUCAAUGGCCGCUACUGCAAAGGGCAGAGUCAUCAUCCUGAACAACUGGGAAAUGUGUGCCCACAUGUUUGCUACCUUCGAGGAAUCCACGAACCCUGCCAAGUUCAAGAUGAGAUACUGGGGAGCUGCCUCAUACCUGCAGACAGGAAAUGACGAACACUGGGUCAUCGACACCGAUUACGACAACUACGCCGUCCACUACUCCUGCAGGCUGCUCAACGAGGACGGCACGUGCUUGGAUAGCUACUCUUUCGUCUUCUCGCGCCACCCGACCGGCCUGAGGCCAGAGGACCAGGCCAUCGUCACGCAGAAAAAGACAGAGCUGUGUCUUUUGGGCAAAUACCGACGCGUAACACACAACGGUUUCUGCGAGAGCAGCGGAAAUGCGGAGCCGCCUCAGUGACCCUUCUCUUGAUGCUCCUUUCUUCCUUUCUGCUGGUUUCAGAUUGAAUCCCACCUCCUCCUCACCCCUACCGCCUCAGUUUCUCUCACACGAGAGGAAGUAGUUUCCUUAUUUUUGUUUUUUAAAGAAAUAAAUAAAAACUUCCACACUUA